Messenger RNA from Zasmidium cellare ATCC 36951, 909 nucleotides. RefSeq lists its product as uncharacterized. The record is from RefSeq and is a predicted model, not a curated record. The transcript is spliced from 2 exons. Gene Ontology annotation, molecular function: oxidoreductase activity. The coding region runs from base 1 to 909 and encodes 302 amino acids. NCBI's taxonomy places the organism in Eukaryota, Fungi, Ascomycota, Dothideomycetes, Mycosphaerellales, Mycosphaerellaceae.
AUGGCUGCAGCAGUACUCCAGCCAGAGAAACCGUACGUCGAUGCGGUUCUCAACUAUCGACUCGACCCUACCAUGGGUGGAACUGAAGUCAUCUGGGGUGGAGUCUACGGGCAGCUGCGUCGAAAGUACCACCCGUUCCCCGUCAAGAUCUAUGACGAGCGUGGACACGAGGAUCAAUUCAAGAUUGACGUGCAAGGCUUCCAGCUGGAGCAUGCCCCAGCACCAGGGUUAGAGCUCAACGAAGAUGGUGUAGUUCCACUGAGGGGCAGCGCCUACGACGAGGACUGUGUCAAGCUCUUGAAGAAAGUGACCGGCUGUUCUCGAGUCUUCGUUAUCAGCAGCUUGACGCGCAGAAGAGGCUACGAUGCCACAAAAGCGAGCGGCGAGGAUGAGGAUAAGCCGGACAUGGAAAUGACUCCUGGCAACGCUUCCGCUCGAUUUGUACACGUCGAUCAAUCUUACUCUGGAGCUCGAAAGAGAUUGUAUCUUGACAUGGGUGCUGAGGAGGCUAAAGUCAUGGAGAAGACCAGGUGGUCCGUCAUCAACAUCUGGCGCCCGCUGGAGGUUGUCAACAACGAGCCUUUGGGGCUUUGCGACGCUCGAACGGUCUCAGAGGAACAACUCCACGAUACCAUCCACUUGGUUCCAGUGAAGUGGCCCAUGACUCCUCCUGAGAACAAGAUGUGGCAGGUUGGACCUCCUGAGAAGGAAGGCGAGCACAAAUGGCAUUUCUUCUCCAAGAUGACCCCAGACGAAUGCCUCGUGAUGAAGAUGUUUGACUCCAAGAAAGAGGGAGUCUGCAGGCGUCUUCCGCACUCUGCUUUCCCCACGCCUGAGGACUUCGGCCCGCCACGAAGGAGUGUUGAGACGAGGUGCUUCUGCUUCUGGGAGGACGAGUCUGCUGACUAG